This is a messenger RNA of Rhipicephalus microplus (southern cattle tick), 3677 nucleotides long. Its product is annotated as O-acyltransferase like protein. Gene Ontology annotation, molecular function: acyltransferase activity, transferring groups other than amino-acyl groups. The record is from RefSeq and is a predicted model, not a curated record. Lineage: Eukaryota; Metazoa; Arthropoda; Arachnida; Ixodida; Ixodidae.
AGCAAUGAUCGGGCGCGCCUAUGAACCAUGAAGUUUUUACUGGUGCUGCUCGCGCUCGUGCCACUCCUGUGUGCCGAAGAUGGCCUCACAGAGGCUGUCAACGGCAGCACCACCACAACUAUCGCGAAGAUUGAGACGACGCAUGAGACGACCACGAUGGAGAGUACCACGGAGACGACGACUGAGAGCACUACGACAGAAUUGACCACUGAAUGGACGACAGAGUCCACAACCGAGACGACAGCCUUCGGGCACACUGAUGUGCCGGAGGUGACGACGCUGGACUUGGAGGAUUUCGUCGACGGUUUCGUAAAGGACUUGUCCAAACGAGUAGGACCAAUCGUGUCUGUCAUUCUUUCGGAUGAAAACAUCACCGAAGAAUGUUCCGGUGCCCUGCUCAAAGUGAUGCUAGGACUACGAAGCAAGGCCCCGUGGGCGCUGUUCAUGAUGGACUCGAAUGGCCGGCCUGCUCCUGGCACAUUGAAUGGAGCGACAGGAUCGUACGGAGACUACGAGGAAUGCCUGGCCGUUCACCAUCAGCCUUCGAAUGGCGACGCUGCCAUCUAUGGCCAGUACUGCUCGCUAUUCAUGACUCUCCCACUGGGAUUCGCUCGCAAGUCGGCGCAAAGGAUGCAAAAGGAUGGCUACUUCAUGGGGCGACGAGCACCAGACUUUUUCUCAUCAGACGAGCGAAGUUACUUCAAGGGUCAGAGGUUGGGCCUAUGCUUGCCAGAACUUUGCACGAUUGCGGACGUACGGCGCAUGAUUGGCCUUACACUUGACCCCUACGGGUUCAAGUACCACGUCUCCGGUUGCGAUUCUGUGCUGAACAAAGACAGGGACUGGAACGGCGUACGAAUUGGCAUGGUGUCUCUCAUAGGGGUGCUCUCCUUCUUGAUGCUCCUGGCCACUGGGCUCGACAUCUUCCUGAAGAAAGACAGCCGCGCUCGUGAUCCAGAUUCCGCAUGGAAAUACCUCAUGGCUUUUGCUGUUACAAUCAACACAAGAAAGCUUCUGAACAGCGAUUUUAAAGAUGGCUCGGACAACGAGAUCUUGGGAAGUUUCGCCGGCAUCAAGGUGUUCAGCACAACAUGGGUCAUUCUCGGACACACUUACUUCAUUGUGGACAUCAGCGCUCUCCGAAGCUACUUCAAGGUUAUCGACGCUACAGAAGAGCCCUUCUUCACAAUGAUCGGAAAUGCGUUCCCGAGUAUCGCAACAUUCUUCUUCAUCGGCGGAUUCCUGUUGUCCUUCAAUGUGCUCAAGAGAAUGAAGAACCUCAGAGGGCAUUACCUCGCCGUCCUGUGGAUUAUGCUCAUUCGCCGUUACAUUCGGCUGACGCUGCCCGUGAUGUUCAUGGUGGGCUUUGGAUUCGUGCUGAGCAUGGUCGCACGGGGACCGGCCUUUUACGAGUUCCUGGGACAUAACGAUGAGCGGUGCUACGACAGCUGGUGGAGGGUGCUGCUGCACAUCAACAACUGGCAAUCCUUCCUCAACAUGUGCAGUCCAUUCUACUGGUACAUCAGCGUUGACUGGCAACUCUACAUGGUGUUUUGUGCAGUGCCCCUCAUCAUGCUCAGGAGGAUGAAGCUUGGCGUGUUCCUGCUGGUGGGCAGUACGGUGGCCACGGCCGCUUACGUCAUCUUCCAGACGUAUACGCUUGAUUACCAACCACUGCCUCUGCUGCUUUCCGACGCGAACCAAGCGCGACCCUCGGAUACGGUUGACUACGUGUACAUCAAGCCGUUCACCCAUGUCGGGUCUUACUGCACCGGAAUUUUGUUCGGCUACCUCACCCUCAAGUACGAGCACGUUAAGAUUAGCAAGGUCGUCCAGUGGGCGCUGUGGUGUGUGUCGACUGCGGUGGCGCUGUGCGUGAUCAUGGUGCCCUACGAGUGGCAGAAGGGCAACUUCCCCAGCCAGCUGGAGGCUGGCCUGUACGCUGGUCUGCACCGCACCGCAUGGGCCGUAGCUGUCGGAUGGCUCAUUUUCGCUUGCGUCACGGGACGUGCAGGCGUUCUCAACAAGUUCCUAUCGUGGUCCUUCUUCGUGCCUCUCAGCAGGCUCUCGUUGGGCGCCUACCUGACCUCAGUGUUCAUCCUCGCCAUUCGAGUUACCUACAGGCGAGAGAUCGCCGAGUAUCACCACUUCCCUAUGGUGAUGCUGUUCUUCGGCACGACAAUGCUCAGCUACAUGGCUGCUUACGCACUCUUCCUAUUCGUUGAGUGCCCGCUCGGCCUCAUCGAGAAGUACAUUUUCAUGUCAAAGGCCAUGGUGGAGCGACAUUCGGAAAACAACGCUCAUACGAACGGUGCUUUCAAUGGCUCUGUGGAGAAGAUGACGCCCGCAGAAAAAGAGAAGCGAUUUGUGGUUGAACGCUUCUGAGGGUCGGAUUACGCUAGGACUUGAGAAUACUUAGAAUACCAGAUAAAAUGAGGCGGCAUGGAGAAUAGUACGGAUUUCAGCAAAGCUGUUUUGUUGCAUCGUGGAGCGAAAGCGUACGCCUUGAAUGCAUAUCUGUCAGCCGAUGUUACAAAUGUGAGGCGCGAAUCGAGGCCUGCCAGUUUUCGCUGGUUAUAGAACCUUCAUAACGGUUGCGAGGAAAGGUAAUUAUACACGGCGUUGGGACAAAAGGUAACUCGUUAUUGUUGAAGUUUAAAAGUACGCAGCUGAAAUUUGUUGUUUGAAUUCAUAGUUAAACGCUAUAUGUAUCUUUUAUGUGGCCGUUGCAUCGAGUUUAUUCUUCAGCUCUGAAAAUAACAUUAACGCAUGCCGUGUUUUGAACCCUCUCGUGACGCCCUACUCUAAAAUUACACUUCGCACUUACUUAAAAUUUGGGAAUCUUGAUGUGCUCUAAAUAUGGGAUAAAAACCCUGAAUUUGACCAUACCACAAAAACUGGCAAUGAGGCUUGGGGUCUUGUUUCAGUAGCAAUUUUGCUUCAAUAUUUGUCUCUUGAAGAAAAUGUUAAUGGAAUAGAAAAAAGGGGGCAAACGAAACUCUUCGGAAGUUUAUGCUUGGCGUUUGCAGGGAGACCUAGAUUCGCGGGAAUGUCCCCUAUUCCCAAUCAACAUUGUCACAAGAUUCAUGCUCAGAAUUUUUUUACAAGAAUGUACAUAAGGACUGGUUCACAGUGAACCAUGCGUUACAAUGCUUUUUUUUAAUGGGCUCAUGCAGAAGCAAAGAAGUUUUUUCAGUGCAUCGCACGUUUAGUGGCCGCUGAACACUAUGGGAGCGUUAGGCCUUCUUUCUUUACGGCUACAUUCAUGUGCUCAAUACGAGUUUCCUACAGCUUCGCUGAAGCACCUAAGGCGAGUCGCAAUGUCAUAGGCUUGCUACUCGAGUGAAGCUUCCAGGCUGUAAAUGGCUGCUCCCUGUACACCUCGGUCGCACGCUGAGGUGUAUUGGCGUGACAGGUGGAUUUAGUUGUGUGUGAGCCACAGGUUGUUCGAAGCAUUUUUCUCAACGCCCCUCACUAGCGACCAGGCAUUUAGUUAGAGAGAUGCCUUCUUUGUCUCCGUGAAGACAGCAAUACUUGUGAUUAUUCUAGUUGAAACUCAUCAAUAAUUCAAGCACCUCAUCGACAUCAUCAAUGACGACGUUACGCAUGCACCUUCAAUUUAAGUAUUUAGGAUCUAUUCACCAAAUAAAUACUUUAUCAUCCUCGUUUGUGCCAGA